CAUGCGCAGUGCACCAAGACUUGAUUCACGCGGGUAUUCGGUGCUAACAGCUUAGCCUCUGGUAAAUUGGUGUUGCCAUCCGCUAAAAAACACAAAGAAUAAGAAGAAUAAUAAGAAGAAUAAGAAUAAGAAUAAGAAGAAGAAGAAAAGGAAAAAGAAAAAGAAAAAGAAGAAGAAGCCGAAGCCGAAGCCGAAGCAGCAGCCGCCGCCGCCCCCGGUAAACCCGAUUAGCUUCCGGUGAGUCUCCGUCACGCCUGAGCUAUCGGUGUUGUUAGGGUUAGCUGGUUAACUGUUCGCUUGAAGUUAACUUUAGUUUCAACUGAAAGUAACAGACGUCCAGGUGAACGGAGCUCAGGCUGAUCUGAGUCCUCAGUCCCAGUCCAGAGCUGUGAUUAUUGGAGGAGGAGGAGGAGGAGGAGGAGGAGGAUGGCCCCGGUGUCAGACGUGGAGGUGGAUGUGCCGACUGGGUCAGACAAGGGUGGGAGGGGGAGGAGAGGAGGUCCAUUGUCUCUGGACGACUGCCGCUGUCCGGUCUGUCUGGAGAUCUUCAUGGAGCCGGUUACACUUCCCUGUACACACACCUUCUGCAAGGGCUGUUUCCUGGAGUCUGUGGAUAAAGCCACUCUGUGCUGUCCCAUGUGCAGAAAGAGAGUUUCCACCUGGGCCCGACUGAACAGCAGGAACAAGACGCUGGUCAACCAGCAGCUGUGGAGGCAGAUCCAAAUCUCUUUCCCUCUGCAGUGUGAACGCCGCCUUAAAGGGCAGGAGGAUGAGGACGACCCGGGAGUUUCGGUGUGUUUUCCCACAGUAAGUCGGCCUGGAGAGCUGAGGCAGGAAUAUGAAGACCAGAUCACUAAACUGACAGAAGAGAAGCGAGUGCUGGAGGAGGAGGAGACGAGGGCCAGUGAGGAGUACAUCCAGAGACUGUUGGCUGAGGAAGAGGAGCUGCUGCAGGAGGAGAGCAGGAGGCGAGAAGAAGAUGAGAGGCUGGCCAGACUGCUCAGCAACCAGCUGAACUCUGCUCCGGUCUCUCAGGAAAACCCCCGUCUUGCUGAAGGUACUCCAGCAAAGAAGAAGGAGGUCAGCACCGGACAAAUUGAGAAGUUCUUGUUUCCCCUUACAUCUAAAACAAACUCCUCAGAGUGCAGCUCUGCCUCCAGCUUCAUGGCCAAUAAGGAGAACAUCCUCGUCUCUCAGGUGGAGCGUCCACUCCCUAAACUGGAUUAUUAUGGAGCUCCAACAAACAGAUCAGAGUCUCCAGACCUCCUUCCAGCCCUCCAUCCAGACCUCCAUCCAGCCUCUGUGGAGGAUCAGACUCUCAGGAGUCAGCUGAUUAGAGACCGAGAACCUUCAUCGACCAAGAGGAAGAGCUCGGAGCUGGAGACAACAGAGGAGGAGGUGAUGAUCACCAAACGUGGCUGUCAGUCCCUGCCCUCCUCCUCCUCCUCUCUGGAGGUGGGGGCGUUUCCCCUGCAGGGGAUGGCUGAGUGGGAGUCAGAGCUGUUGAACAGACAGCAGCAGGAGGAGGAGGACCGGCAACUCGCUCUGCUCCUGCAGAAGGAGCUGGACAAGGAGGAGAAACAGAGGGCCACCAACAGACGCAAAGGAUCUGCGGACGCCUACCUGCUCCGCCAAAAUCAAGGAGGGAAGGUGGAAAGCACCGACACCCCCAGCCAACCCUCCAGGAAGACUACAAGGACUUCCACCACCUCUUCCAGCUCCUCACCUUUUUUAAAGACUACAAAGACUUCGUCUCCCUCCUCCUCCAGCUCCUCCAGCAGAGGCAGUAAACAGACCACCCUUACUGAGAUGUUCUCCAGCCUGAGCCGCUGAACCCUCUCUCUCUCCUUCUGCACUGUGUCCUGGUGUCACCGCUCACUGGUCUGGACCUCCACCUGCUGGGUUCAGUUCAGUCUCUGAGUCACUCUUUCACCUCAUCACUUCUUCAUUUCAUCGAUGGUGAAUAAAAACUGUUCAGAGAGAAGUUAAACUGAAAGUGCUGACAGAAAUCUGCUAUGGCCAAAAGUAUGUGUGACAGUUGAUUAUUCAUUUGGUUAUAAAAUGUCAGAAAACACUAAAAACAAAUCAGAAGCCUAAAGGGAGAUCUUCAGCAUCUCAUGUUUCACUCAGCCAGUUUUCCAAAAUGUAAAGAUACUUAGUUUACUCUCCUAUAAGACGGAGAAAAGCAUCAAAUCCUCAAAACAGAGAAGCUAAAUCUGGAGAAUGUUUAAAUGUCUUGAACAGUUGAGUUGUUCGAAUUGAGUAAUUGAUGAAUCAGCUAGUUGUUGCAGCUCUAACCUGAACAUAUGUGAUGUGAGGCCCUAACAGCCUUCCCCUUUCCUGGUUUAGUCUUUUAACCAGAUGUUGAUCCAGCUGCAGGGAUCUGAUCACACUUAGAUAGGUUUUUACAUUAGUAUUUUAACACAGAGUCAUCAGCUGUUUAGGGUUUCUUUACAUCAGACACCAUCUUUCAGGUGAUCCAGUCCAGGUGAUCAGACUAGCAGCACUACUCAUCAGAUCACCGCCUCUGAUCCACAGUGAGCUGCAGGUUCUUUAUCGUCUUCUGUUUCCCGCCUUGUAACAUCCAGCACAGAGAGCUAGCCACACUGCUACAUCAGCUCCAGAUACCUGGUCCUCUUUCUGUCAUGGACCUCCUCAGUCGGAUCCUCAGGUUCAGCGCUAACCAAAUGCUGUAACAUGUUGAGGUUUCUGAUAUUUAGACCACAUCGUGCCUCAGUGAUCCUCGUUUAACAGCAGCAUCAGUCAGGUUCACCACUGAUGUUGGUGAUGAGGUCUGGCCAGUCCAGUUCUGAUCCAGUUCUUCCAUACCAAACUGGGAGAACAAUUUCUUUAUGGAGCUGUUUUGUGUCAUGUUUAAACAGGAAAGAGAAGAACACAAACUGAUGAAAGAACAUUGUUGUCAAGGAUUUCCUUUAGUAGAGCUCAGAGGUCCAAACAGAGCCAGACCAGAACAACAACAAAAUAUAGGACAAGGGCUGUUCACAUACUUCUGGCCAUAUAGUGUAAGUAAAACUGAGUGAAGUUAAGUUGAUGUUUGUUGAUGUUUCUUUUUUUUUCCUCAGCAUGUAAACAGUGCUGUUGCAGGCUCUAUAUUUUGUUUGAAAGCUUCUUCAAGCACAGUAAAAAACAAUUUUAAGAAAAAGUUUUCAGAAAUAUUCAGACUUCACAGAAACUGCACUACAGCUGAUUUCAGCAGCGUUCAGAGUGCUCGAGCUGCUUCUGAUGGGUUUUUCAGUUUCAGCGGCUACAUGCUGAUUCAGCAAAACUGAAGAGAAACGUCCUACGUCUCGCCUCAGCUCUGACAUUACAAAUUUUUUGAGGAUUCAGAUGCUGCAGGUGUCAGAAAAGAACCUUUUUUAUACUAGUGCCUCUUUUAUUUUUUCUUCUUCGAGACCUAAAAUACUGCCAACAUGUCAAACAUCAGUGUGUUCGUGCUGUGUUCAGGUCGUGUGUGAUGGAUGGCAGAGACAGGAAGAUCCUCAUGUUUACUGUUGUGAGCAUUAAAAUCCUAUACGCUGACAAUAAAGAACAACCAUUAAAUCUGGGUUUAACGGCA
This is a messenger RNA of Xiphias gladius (swordfish), 3577 nucleotides long. It is a transcript of the gene rnf168, whose product is annotated as ring finger protein 168. Gene Ontology annotation, molecular function: ubiquitin-protein transferase activity; metal ion binding; nucleosome binding. The transcript is spliced from 8 exons. Gene Ontology annotation, biological process: protein ubiquitination; double-strand break repair. The record is from RefSeq and is a predicted model, not a curated record. Gene Ontology annotation, cellular component: nucleus; site of double-strand break. Lineage: Eukaryota; Metazoa; Chordata; Actinopteri; Istiophoriformes; Xiphiidae. Bases 427 to 1833 code for a protein of 468 amino acids.